Pararge aegeria (speckled wood butterfly) is the source of this 2490-nucleotide messenger RNA. Its product is annotated as clavesin-1-like. Lineage: Eukaryota; Metazoa; Arthropoda; Insecta; Lepidoptera; Nymphalidae. Gene Ontology annotation, cellular component: membrane. The record is from RefSeq and is a predicted model, not a curated record. The transcript is spliced from 7 exons. Gene Ontology annotation, molecular function: phosphatidylinositol bisphosphate binding. Bases 118 to 1011 code for a protein of 297 amino acids.
CACGACUCGACCGCUCGAAUUUCCCAUUUUUGUUUGGUUUGCGAAUGUUGUCGGACGUUAACAUAGUGACUGAUAGUGUAAACAAAUACUUCGGGGCUAUAUAUUAUAAAUACCAGGAUGAUAUCAAUGGAAGAAGAGUGUAAAAAAACUGGCGUUACGCCCUCUGACAUAGCCGCCCUACGAGGGUGGCUCAAGACUCAGCCGCAUCUACCUGAAAAGUAUAUUACAGAUUUCGAUUUGCUCCUAGCGUAUUAUUGCUGCUUCAAAAGCUCGGCGGUGGCAAAGAAAGUGUUAGACAUAAAUUUCACACUUCGUACGUUGUUCACCAAUUUGUUUCAAAACCGAGUGGUUGAUAAAUCCAUCAUCAAGACUUUAGACGUUGUAUGUGCAUUACCGCUUAAAGCAUCAUCGAUCGAUAAGCAUUAUAGAGUGAUUUAUCAUUCACUAAUCGACCACGAUGCGAAAAACUUUAUUUUCACCGACGUUAUCAGAACUGUUUUAAUGCUCGUUGAUGUCACGCAGUAUAGAGAUGGGACAGCUCCAGGGUAUUUAAUACUGAUCGACCUGAAUGGCGUCUCUCUGAGCCACAUUACUAAGCUCGACUUACAGACUGUGCAACAGAUAUUAUACUUUCUGCAGGAAGCAAUUUUGAUAAGAUUAAGAGGUGUACACUUCUUGAAUGCACCAUCGUACAUAGACAGACUAAUGAUGAUAUUGCGGCCAUUUAUAAAGAAGGAGUUGAUGAACAUGGUCUGCAUUCACAGUGCCGGAAGCAAUUCUAUUGAAAAGCUUAUCCCUGUUGAAGCAUUGCCAAUAGAGGCUGGUGGAAAGUUUAAGUCUUACGCGGAAGCCAAGAGUGAGGCGACCGAACUGUUAUUAUCAAACAAGGAGUUCUUCAUCAAUGAAAACAAGAAACGUGUGGUAGAGUCAUUAAGACCUGGAAAGCCAAAAACUAUCACGGACAUAUUCGGCGGCAUAGAAGGCUCUUUUAAAAAAUUGGAUAUAGACUAAUAUUCUACUUUGUGAUCUUUACCUUUAUAUAAACCUUAGUAACACGUGUAUUAAAUGUGAAAGUGUAUUAGAUAAUUUGUCAUUCGCAACGGAUAGAUGUGAUAUCUUGCAAAGAGAUAGUUUAGGAACCGGAAAAUGAAAAAGGCUUCUAGCUACAUGUAUCGUCGGUAAUUAAGAAAGAAAGUUGGUAUUACGGUAGGCAUAAUUGGAAUACUGAAUACAUAGAAUAUUAUGUAUAAUUCUAAAUUUAAUUGAUUUCUUUAUAUUGGUUCUAAGCUGGGAAUUAUAGGAAUAUAGUAACGACAGAUCUAUUUAUGAAAUAAAUCACGAAGGCACUUCUGAUUAAAUUGCUAGUAGCUUCAAUAACUAAACGGCCUUAGGGUUAUCUAUAAAAUUACAAAAAGUCAAAUUCAGUGAUCAGAGUCAGUUCAGCAUGCCAGUGAAUGUUCAAAUCCUUUUCACUGAUUAUAUCAGCGAAAAAUAUUAUGAUAGAUAAACUGACUCAACAGGGCUGGCCUGGAGAUUAAGUGGAUAUAUUUCACACACAUCAAGCUAUGGUCAACAAACGAGCAUUUUUAAAAAUCUACUUUAAUUGCAAAAAUAUGAAUAAAGCUAAAACAGCACAAGGAGUGCCCCUUGCCACUCUGGCGCAUAGAGCGAUUGCACGAGGUAGAGCGAGAUUUAUCCCAGCCUGAGGUAGGAUUCGGCGGCGCUUCACAUAUAAGUAAAUAACGACAUAUAUUGUAACAUAUUACUGAUACUUUAAGCGCAGCGAGAACAUAAAAUGAAUUAAUCUAUGCAUUAAUAGAUAUUACGUAGUAUAACACAAAGUCGUUUUCCUCGUAUGUCUGGUUAUCCGCUAACACCUCCUUUUUAUGCAGCUUCACUAUCGUUUAGAAAAAUUUUCACAUAUACUUUAUGUAUUGUAUAAUAAAGCCUAAUGCAGUUUCUUUGUAAGUAGAAAAUAAGAAUACUCUGUAACUAAGACGGCGAAAAUUAAAUUUACAUGGCAGUAACUUCACUCUUUUUUCAUUGGAGACCAUUCUCUUUGGAUACUUCAUGCGGUGUAACAUCUGCGCACGCAACUCUUGUUUCAUGCGGAAAUUUACUCUUAUUUCUUAUUAAAAAUAUAAUUCAAUUAACUUCCUCCGAACAAAUAUUACAUAAACCUAUGAUAGCUUAUUUAAUCUUUCCUGUCUUAAAAAUUUCAUUCACAUAUACUUUUUAGUUUAUAAAUUAUAUUUUAAGUAUUGGAAAAAAUAGGGUUUAAAUAAAUGUCAACUAAUAAAAUAGCAGGCCAUGCUUCUUAUUCUUUUUUUUAUUAUUUAGAAGCACAAUUAGGACAGCAAAAAAUAAUUUAAAAAAAGCCCAAAUCUGCAGUUUUUUUACGCGGAAAUCCAAACCAACUUUUUAUAAUGAUCAAAAACAUAUAGGUAUGGACAGUUAUUCAAAGUUGUUACUAUAAACUAAAAAUUAGCA